Messenger RNA from Aedes aegypti (yellow fever mosquito), 1053 nucleotides. RefSeq lists its product as uncharacterized. The record is from RefSeq and is a predicted model, not a curated record. Gene Ontology annotation, cellular component: phagophore assembly site. Gene Ontology annotation, biological process: macroautophagy. Gene Ontology annotation, molecular function: ubiquitin binding. The coding region runs from base 291 to 962 and encodes 223 amino acids. NCBI's taxonomy places the organism in Eukaryota, Metazoa, Arthropoda, Insecta, Diptera, Culicidae. The transcript has 7 exons.
ACCAAUACCAUUGGGCGUGAUAACCACCAAUUGGUAUAAAGAGCUCUUUGUUUUCAAAUAGUAUUUAUUUAUUUACCUCACAAAGGCUAUUGAAACUUUUCAUCCACGACUCAAAAUAAUAAAAUAUCACUUCCUCGAAUUUUGUAAAAUAAUAAGGUUUAUUACCUACCGUGGAAAUCAAACAAUAUUUCAGAUUGCGGUGUUUGGAAUCAUUGGUGAAACACAGGCUGAGAAUAUAUCAACUAGUUCAAUAUAUACUAUUAUGCCAAUAUAAAGAAAUCGAAAGAGUAAUGGAGGACAACCAAAACAUGGAUGAUAUCGAACAGAAUUUUCUGACGCAAUUCAGCUCAAUGGUAACGACUGACAAAGACGAUUUGGUCAAGCAGUUCCAAUCUAUUGGAGAAAAUCUUAACUACUCGACUGCUACAUUUUUUCUGGAUAUGAAUAAUUGGAACUUACAAGCUGCUGUUGGAUGCUAUUUUGAUUUUAUGGCAUUUCCUCGUCAUCCUUCAAUGAAGUUUCUGAACGAUCUAACCGUUGGAAAGGAUGAAAAAGUCACCCCAAACACAUCAUUCAAACAAACAUGGUUACUCCAGAAUAAUGGCGACAUCAGCUGGCCAGACGGUACAUAUUUGCAAAAUGAAACCGAGGAAAAAAAAUAUGUUAUGCCUUCCUUAUCGCCAAAUGACACAACUAUUAUAACAAUCGAUCAAAUAAGUCCAGUAAAUGUAGGGCCAUUUAUUACUCGGUGGUGUCUAUAUGCUUCGAACGGAACUCAAUUUGGAGAAACAAUUACAUCGAAUAUUGAUGUGUGUCAUAGUGGAACAUUAGCCAUUACACAACAAAUGUCACAGCUUCAACCAAUUGCAUCUUCAGAUAUUGAAAUAUUUGAUUCCCUGUCAGCAACAAAUCAGGACGCAAGGUUCCCGCAAUUCUGCAACCGAAGAUAUAGACGAACCUAAGCUAGACGCUGCGAAUGCUGCCGGUGUUAUUAAUAUUAAUGCAAGUGUUAAUGUUUCUUUUUAAUUUAGAUUCAAAUAAAAACAGAACAAA